Messenger RNA from Cynara cardunculus var. scolymus (artichoke), 1198 nucleotides. Its product is annotated as peroxidase 72-like. Bases 5 to 991 code for a protein of 328 amino acids. Lineage: Eukaryota; Viridiplantae; Streptophyta; Magnoliopsida; Asterales; Asteraceae. Gene Ontology annotation, biological process: response to oxidative stress; hydrogen peroxide catabolic process. Gene Ontology annotation, molecular function: heme binding; peroxidase activity. The record is from RefSeq and is a predicted model, not a curated record. The transcript is spliced from 4 exons.
CACCAUGACCAAAUCCAACAUUCUACUACUCCUACCUUUAGCUCUUGUACUAUGCUUCCGUCCGGCAACCGCUGCCGGAGUUCUCUACCCACAGUUCUACGACUUCUCGUGUCCACAAGCCAUCAGUAUCAUCAGAUCCGUUGUUUCAAAUGCAGUCGCAAAAGAUGCCCGUAUGGCGGCUUCUUUGCUUCGCCUCCAUUUCCAUGACUGCUUUGUUAAGGGUUGUGAUGGGUCAAUACUUCUCGACAAUAGUGGUACCAUAACAAGCGAGAAGAGAUCAGUCCCUAAUCGUGAUUCGGCUCGUGGAUUCGAAGUCAUUGACGAGAUCAAAUCUGCGGUCGAGAAAGCAUGUCCUCGAACCGUCUCUUGUGCUGAUAUCUUGGCUUUGGCAGCUCGAGACUCGACGGUUUUGACCGGUGGGCCGAGUUGGGAUGUUCCGUUGGGAAGAAGAGACUCGUUAGGUGCAAGCUUGAGCGGCUCAAACCAGAAUAUACCAGCCCCAAACAACACUUUUCAGACCAUCCUCACCAAAUUCAAGCUCAAGGGUCUCGACAUUAUCGAUUUCGUAGCGCUUUCUGGAAGUCACACCAUUGGAAAUGCUAGGUGCACUAGUUUCAGGCAAAGGCUGUACAACAACACUGGCAACGGGCAGCCGGACUUCUCGUUAGAACAAUCGUACGCAACCCGACUGCGUGCCAACUGCCCGAGAACCGGUGGCGACCAAAACCUGUUCUCCAUGGACCCUGCAUCACCAACAAAGUUCGAUAACGGCUACUACAAGAAUUUGAUGGCUUUAAAGGGCCUGUUAAGCUCCGACGAGAUCCUGUAUACGCAGAACCAACAAACGAUGGACUUGGUGAAGCAUUACGCAGAGAAUCAAGACGAUUUCUUCGAGCAGUUUGCCAAGUCCAUGAUUAAGAUGGGAAAUAUAACUCCAUUGACGGGCAACCAUGGCGAAAUCAGAAGGAUUUGCAGGAGGAUCAACACUUAAAACUACUACCAGAUAUAAUACUGUUGGUUCUGGGCUGGUAUACUUGCACAAACAGUUUCAUUUGUGUGUUUGUAAAUCUGUUAUCUUUUUCUUGAAUUAAAGAACGGAUGGUGUCUUUUAUACAUUUAAAGUUUUAUACCGAGAUUUUGCAACAAAAAAAGGGUGACGCCAUCAUACCAAUUCCACGGCCAAUCAUGGGAAGGUAAA